UUGGGUAAGAAAUAAAGAAAAAUAAUGGGGAGCAAUGUGAAUGAUAUGAUGAGUUCAAAGAGUUUGGUGAAUGUGCUUGUUGAAGGGAGAGAUCUUACUAGGGAACUUCAGUUGGGUCUUGGCAACGAGAUACACUCAUCUUCCAAUAAAGCAUAUGGAUUGAUGGCUAAAGACAUUUUGGCCAAAUUUGAAAGGUCAUUACAGAUCUUGCAAUAUGAUUCAACGAACCAGUUUCAAUUUCAGCUGACAACUCCUGCAACAAAUGACUCCCCUAAUUCCUUUAGUGGAAGCCCUAAAAGCUUAGAUUCUGACGGAGAUUUCAGAGAUCCAGCUGAAUACAAAGAUGACUCUAAAAAGAGAAGGAUUUCUCCUCGAAUUACACAAAGAGUGCAAGGUUCUACUAGCAGUGGACUCGAAGGACCAAUUGAAGAUGGUUAUAAUUGGAGAAAAUAUGGACAAAAGGACAUUCUUGGAGCCAAUUUUCCAAGGGCAUAUUAUAGGUGUACACAUAGAGUUUUCCAAGGGUGUUUGGCCACAAAGCAAGUGCAAAGAAGUGAUGAUGAUCCUAGCUCCUUUGAUGUCACUUAUCGCGGUAAACACACCUGUUCUCAGGCAGCUUCCUCCUCCUCCUCCUCGUCCUUCCAACUUCCAAACCUUACACCCAAAUCCGAACCUAUUGAAACCCUAAUCUACACUCCUCAUCAACAUCCACAUUCUCAACAACCACCACAAAAAAUCAUGUGGAAUUUCAAAAGAGACAAUAAUGUUGAAGACAUCAAACCUAUUAUUAACACUCAUAAUAAUAAUAAUAAUAAUAAUAAUAAUAAUAAUAAUAAUAUCAACCUAAAAAAUAAAUGUCCUUCCUUUUCCUUCCCUUCAUCCUCUAAUUCAUUGCUUCAUCAUAGUGCUAAUAAUAACUUUGUUGAUCAUGGAAAUUUUCCUACCAAUUCAAGUACAUACACAACAUACCAAUCUUCUCAAUGUCUAAUGAAUAACAACUUCAAUGAUCAUAACAAUAAUCAGAAUAAUAUUGAAGUUGAUCAUCAAUUACAAGGUGCUUUGAUUCAACAAAAUGGUGUCCAUCCAUCAUCUACCUCGGCUGCUAACUCCCCAACGAUUGCAUCGGAGCUUUCGUUUGAUCAUCAUGAAGGUGAAUUUGAUGAUGUUUUCAAUCUUGAAAACCCAAAUUAUUAUUAAUAGUAUUUGUUUGUGCACAUACAUUUUUCCAAGGAUGACAAACAGCAAUUAGUAGGUUCGCAUUUUAAUUUGAGUAGUGAUGGAAUGCAUUUGUUUCCUAGGUUUAGUUAAGUGAAUGAGAGUCCUCCAGAAAAAUUAUAUACUAAAUACUCCCUCCAUCCAAAACGAAGUUUUAUUGUCCUAUUUUUAGUGUAAUUUGAACUAGUAAUGUGACGACUAAA
Molecule: messenger RNA, 1418 nt
Organism: Chenopodium quinoa (quinoa)
Lineage: Eukaryota; Viridiplantae; Streptophyta; Magnoliopsida; Caryophyllales; Amaranthaceae
Product: probable WRKY transcription factor 30
Exons: 3
Coding region: 25-1197 (390 amino acids)
Biological process (GO): regulation of DNA-templated transcription
Cellular component (GO): nucleus
Molecular function (GO): DNA-binding transcription factor activity; transcription cis-regulatory region binding
Source: RefSeq, a predicted model, not a curated record